This is a messenger RNA of Rhopilema esculentum, 1304 nucleotides long. RefSeq names its product pituitary tumor-transforming gene 1 protein-interacting protein. Gene Ontology annotation, biological process: protein import into nucleus. The record is from RefSeq and is a predicted model, not a curated record. Gene Ontology annotation, cellular component: cytoplasm; nucleus. Lineage: Eukaryota; Metazoa; Cnidaria; Scyphozoa; Rhizostomeae; Rhizostomatidae.
UCGAGAGAGUGGAAGUAGCAAAACAACUCUAAACGAAAGUAGGCCACUUACUUUUUUGUAAGCUUUGUUAUCAAGUGGUUGGUAUUUACGGUAAGGUCGUUGAAAUGGGCUCUCAGAGCUUCACAGUAAUGGCAGCCUCUUUACUUUUUAUGGCCGCAGUAGUAUUAUUAAGUACAGAUUUUGUCCAAGCAACGACAGACUAUGAUUGCAAGCAGCGGAAUGCUAGCUGUUAUGUAUGUACGGAGAUGUCAGCUUGCUACUGGUGCUCGCCUUCGAAGGAGUGCAGAAAAUAUCCACUAAAAUCUGUGGUGCCCAGUGGAUGUACCAAGCACCAGUGGUACUAUAAACAGUGCACUGUAGCAGGUUAUUGGUUGAUCAUUGUAAUACCGUGCGUUGGAAUUUUCUUACUGCUUUGCCUCGGUUGCUGCAUCUGGUGCUGUUGUUGUAGGGAAUCAAGAGCGAAGAAGGAAGAACGUUUCAGGUUGGAAGAUGCCAGACUAAACAAGGACAAAGAUCGCAGAAAAGCAGCGCAAGCUCAAAGGAAGUCAGACAGGCAGGAAAAAGUUGAUGAGAUACGGAAAAAAUAUGGAUUGUAUCAACAUGAGCCAACCUACACGAAACUGCAAGAGAUGGAAUAGAAAUAUGACGACGACAAACAAACGGAACAUUCUAAAGAAAAUCCUAGUGGAUGCGUUUUCGACACACAGUAAUUUUGUAAGAUUUUUCCAUCCAUUACAUGAUAUUGUAUACAUAAAUUUGUCUUAUAUUUGAUUUAUAACAUAGUUAGCACUAAAUUUCUGACCAAUACUACUUAACCUAUUGCUAGUACCCCGUGUUUUAUAUCUGAAAUCCUCAAAGUGUGUUAAUAACAACCAAAUUUCGCACAGUUGUUUGUAUCAAUCAUAAAACUAUUAAAUCUUAAAUGCAAAGCUGAUGAUAAGUAUUCACGAUAGAAAUAGUUUUAGAUAGAAUAAAUUAUCUUUUCAGCAAAAAGAACUUUAAACUUUGAUUCCCAAAAAAACAAUUGCAGAUCAGGUUUCUAUGUUUAUUUUGUGCAGGAGUGGUAAGCAGGUGCAGAAAAACUUUCUUGAUGCUCAUAAAGCCAAAAGUAAACAUGCUAUUAUCUACUUUUUGUUAUUAUGAUUUGUUAUAGACAUUAAUCUAUAUAAACCUUCAUGCUCUAACAAAUUUUCUUCUUGUUGAAUUUUAGUGAUAAUUUUGAGUAUAGUCAAUAUUUAACUUUAACCAUGUUGAAAUGGCCAAAAUGCUUGAUGUCAAAAGAUAAUAUAAUGGUUAUUUAGAAA